Messenger RNA from Paramuricea clavata, 609 nucleotides. Lineage: Eukaryota; Metazoa; Cnidaria; Anthozoa; Malacalcyonacea; Plexauridae. The record is from the annotation of a GenBank genome assembly.
AUGCGAGACGCAGCCACGACCUUCCUUCAAUCAUACCGAGCGAGUCCACAUACGACAACAGAGAAGAGCCCAUUUGCAGCUAUGCACGGGGGACGAGAGAUGCGAACAAAAUUACCAAUGGAGACGUACUGUGAUGACAUCGUCGACCGAGAACAAGUGGUAAACACUAACGCUAAAAUGGUUUCCAGAGACACGUGUGCCAAGGAACACCGUUUAAAAGUCGGAGAUCAAGUUGUGGUGAUGCAGAAAAGGAAAAAUAAACUAACAACUGUGUUUAACCCAACACCGCUAACAGUUACAAACAUAAAAGGAUCAAUAAUAACGGCAAACAAAAAUGAAUGGUCAAUAACAAGGGAUGCUUCAAAGUUUCGUAAGUUAUUUGGGGUACAACCCCAAAGCAGUAAAAAGGACGGCAAGGAGAUAUACGAGGCAGAAAAUGACACAAACGAGCAAUCGGACCAAGAGGAACACGAGGAAGACGAAGAGUAUAAUGAAGGUGAUAUCGAGCAAAAUAACGAAGGAGCAAACGAUGGUAAUGUAGAACCACCAAUAGCAAGGCCGGAACGCGAAAGACAGCCACCAGCUUGGCUCAGAGACUAUAAAACAUAA